AGUGGGCUGAGGAACUCAAUUUUUACGGCGGCUCUUACAGUCAUCCGUCGUGAAGGGGUUAAAAAAAAACACCUACAGAGGAGAAAUUUGACUUUAUGGAGUUUUCGUUUUAACACGUUAAUUACUCUUACUGAUGAUGAUGUAGAUUUCUUGAAUCCGAUUCGUCAGAGUUUAAGCAGGAGACACUCUGGCCUGGCUUACAGACUCUGCUGAAUUAACUGAGUACACGUAUGCUGUACACUCUGAUCUUCACUUGAUUCUCUUUUGAACUCAGCAAGAUAUAAUUUCAACCUUCCAAAAUAUUUUGUCCGCUGAAACAUUUAUUAUUCUUUUUUUUUUUCCCACUGGACUUUGUGUAGUUUGCAUCAGUCAUUUUGGGAAGUGGCUUGAUUUGUUGAAUUUUUAUUUUUCUGGAAUGUAUGUAUUAAAUUUUAGACAUAUUUGACAGAAAAUGUUCUGUCCAUCAUAAAAACGUCCUGAACAAAAUGGGGAGACUGGCACAAUAGUGCAGGAUAGCUCAGUUGGUAGAUAUUCUCUACAGUGCCAAUUUCUGUCGCCUACUUAACAUUAAUAUAUGAAAUUGUUUUCCGAUAUCAAGUCAACCAUAACUUUGAAGAUAGUAAAAUUUAGAUACAAAACUGUAUUGGUUUAUUUAAAAGACUUGCUCCAAUGAUGCAUGUUCAUAGGAAAUGCAUAAGAAAAAGGUAUAAUUCAUAAGUAGUGAGAGAUAUUUCUUUAAAUUAAUGUCUGUUUAUGAAAUUUAGGCUGCUUUUAAUGAAUUAUAAUAACAUAAUGUACCAUGGUGGAUACAAGUGGAUUUAGGGCCUUCAAGUCAGGUGUCCUUGUUUGUGUUAGUUAUUUUGCAUGUUGAUUUAUCUUAACUAUCUGUGAGAAUUUAUUUGUAAGAUUUUGGGCAUUGUUCAGAAUGUAAUGUAGGCUUAAUCUACAUUACAUCUGUGGUUUUCUUUAUGUUCUGUUGUUACUAUCUGUUUCUAUCUUCUUUAUAUCCCUGGGAAGGGGGUUAGAGGGAGGGUUGAGAUUAUUUUGAAAGGGCCGGUGAGUUUUAAUUUUGAGUUUUCAUUUUGACUGUUGCUGUAGUUUUUGUUCUUCAUUUGUGGUUUUUGGUUGGCUGUUUUCUUAAUUACUUCUGGGGCGCACGUUGUGUUUACCCCUGAGCACAGUUGAUAGCAUCCUCUCCCUCCAAAGCCCCAAGGAUAGACUCAUUACUGUGGGUUUUAUGAGGUAUACAUGUGUUCAUUCUUUAUUUUUUCCCAGCAGAAGCAGUGCAUCGUUUCCUUUCGUAAUACAACAAAGAAAAGAAGAUUAAGUGCUUAGAAUACUUACCCCUCAUGAUCAAGAUAAGGACGGUUUUACUUAUUAAAUUCCCCUACAUUUAGCAGAGGUAAAAGUAAUCCGAGUAAGAGUGAGAUUCAAGGUAGAAGAAAAUGUUUUUUUGCCUUUUUGAAAAGAAAAUGCUCGGCAAACUUUGAAAGUGAUUUGAGCAGAGAGACUUUGUACAAAAGGUAAUCAACAUAUUUCUUGUGAUUUCCAUUAUGCAUAUAUUUCUUUGUAACCGCAUGCAUAUGUUUAUCUUUAUGUUUAUCUUUCGUACUGAUAUUUAAGUUACAACAUUUAUUUAGUUCUCCGAAUAGAGCCAUCCAUUUACAAAACUGUGAUAGAUCCUGUUGGAUGUUGCAUAACUUGUGACAUCCCAAAAUGCUGCCCUUGAGUGGGGUAAGUGGUAUGUGCCCCUUGUAACUUGACAGUUGGCAAUUUUUGAAGCCAAUUUUGGGAAACUCUAGGUGAUCUCAGGCAGAUUCAUGAUCAGAAAGGAAGUUUGUAUAUUUCAAAUCAAAAUGACUUAUGAACUUGUGGGGCAACGUUAACACGUUUUGGAGAUGUCCUUAAAGCGAUGAUGCCCAUGGAUACCACUCCUGCAGCUGAAACUUAGACUAACCCUGUUUUCCUUUGUUCAUUCAUCUUGUUGAGAGUUUUUUAAAUGAUAAUAGUUCAUGAUGCGACCAUUUUAUGGGCAUAGUGAUUGAAAUAUGACAUUGGCUUGGAACCUUUGCUCGGAAAUUGGCGGGAAUUUGAGCUGCAAGGUGCAGAAUUGGCUUAGUAUGGCUACUUGGAUGUUGCAAUUAAGUUACACUGAACCAGACAAAAAUUGAAGAUCAAUCACUAUGGUCCCAGCCUGGUUACUAUAGUUAUCAGCAGAUUAAUGAUUAAUUUGAUUGAGGAGAUUACUUGACUAUUUUCAAUGUGGAUACAAAUAUCCACGUCAGUUGAGCAGAGUUGGUAAUUGGAACUUGUUGCUGUGCAAAAGUAGGGCACCAUUGGUCCAUUUAACAUAUUCAAGUUUUUCAGAAUGGCAUCUCUCAUUCACUGUUCUUUUUUUGCUAUCCUGGUAGCAAUGGCGUAUUUUUCCUACCCUGCCAAAGCCCAACUGACAACUGUCGUCCUCCCGCCGAUUUCCCAGGGAGCGGAGCUCUGUCUGAUCAUCAUACCGGGGGCAGAAAUCCCUGGCGAGUUUUAUCGUCCCGUGGCCGAGGCCAUUCAGAAAUUUGCACCCGCCGAGCUGUGGGUCGGCAUUGCAACAGGAUUUGUGGGCGACAUUCCCAACCCACUGCAACUGACGGCUGCUAUAGAUCUGGCCCUGGCAGACCUACGGGCAGCGGGGAUGAGUCGGUUCGGCGUGCCUACUUUCAUGGCAGGCCAUUCUCUUGGAGGCACGUUUGUCCAAAACUACGUAGCCUCCAACUCCAAUCAGGUCUCUGGCCUUCUCCUUUGGGGCUCGUACCUGACAGCUGCCCACCGUCAGCUUGCCUCCUACCCCGUGCCAGUCAUGCACCUGUCUGGGGACUUGGACGGCCUGACGCGCCUCACAAGACUUGCCGAUGUAUACAGCGAGAUGGAGGCCCUUGAAGCCACCGAUCCAGGCUCCCAAUUCCGCUAUUCUGUCGUCCUUCUUAAGGAUGUCAACCACGGCCAGUUUGCCUCGGGCGAGAUGCCCCCAAACGUCGUGGCCAAUGACAUUGCAUCCCCCUUGACUUUCGAGCAAGCUCAUGACCUGAUUGGUCAGGCCUCCGCCGACUUCAUCGUGUUGACAUUUGCAGCGCUGCCCGAUGCGAAGGACCGGAUCGAGAAGGUUUUGCAAGAGACCGGAGAAUUGUUUGCACCACUGUUAAUUGCAAAGGACAUGGAACAGGAAGGAGAGGCAUCACCGUGGGUGCUUCAUUCUCAGGAAGCUGUGAUCAGUGUCCCAGAAAGCCUUGCCAGUCGUCUUACUGUGAAGAACAGAGCCUACAGUGGCCUGAGGGAGUUUGCCCAGUCCAAACCCUCCAUCACCAAGGAAGCGAAUGGCAUUGUGACGGUGAAGUCCAGGGCCCGGGCCGAGUUCCCUCAGAACCUCGCCGAUGUGUCAUUGACGGAGCAGUCUGCCAAUGAGAUAGCAGCCAAGAUGAAGCGGCAGGAGGCAGUCAGAGAUGUACUGGGGGGUGAACGGUACAAUGAUACAGUGACAUGCAAAGAGAUUAACAUGAUGGCUCUCCAGUGGGCUCUUAGCAAGGCAUCUCCCACAGCCCGCAGCCGCUACGACAACCAGGGCCGGAAGAUGAAAUUCAAGUCUGACAUCCUCACUUUCACGGGCUCCACUUGGUUGUCGGAGAAGUUACGGCUGACUUACACGCCAAAUGGCGAUCUGGAGGUGACAUCGGUCGCUCUCCUCACGCCCGCUGCGUUUCCCAUCCAGAGCAUCGCUGGCAUGCAGUACUGCAAACUCCUGUCUCCAUACAGGGCCAUGGAAUGGAUCUACGUGGACAGCCUGCGUCCAUAUUAAUGUUUAACCCCAGGUGAACUGCCACGUGUGGUCCGUUUCCUUCGCUCUGUGUGGAAAAUGAGGCCAGAUUCUUUCUCCAGUUCUACUUCAACGGGUGAGGAUUCAAAACUGAGAGAGAGCAUUCCACUCAUGGGUACAUAAUAGUCACAAGAUGUAGUACUCCACUGUAUUUUAUGUUUAUUCUGAUGAUGUUUGAUGGGAAAGCAGGGCGGGGGUCAAAUGAAAAAAAACCCACUCCACAAAUUUGUUCUUUACUCAAUGCAGUCAUUACCUACACAAUUACACGAAGCCUUAUCACAUGUUGGUCUAAUUAUGUCUCUGAUUUGGCACUAGCCACCUGCAGGGUCCAUGCUCCCUUGCUCCCCCCCCCUUGCAAGGCCGGCUUUGCCCAUGAAUGACCUAUGACCCUUGACAUGUUGUUUUCAGUGUUCUCCCCCAAAGCAAUAAGCAAUUGGGACUUGUUUCAAUAUUGAGCAAAGGUUGGUGACAGCAGAAAGUGCCAAUUAACAAAAAGCAGUUAAUUGAA
Messenger RNA from Acanthaster planci (crown-of-thorns starfish), 4364 nucleotides. RefSeq lists its product as uncharacterized. The record is from RefSeq and is a predicted model, not a curated record. NCBI's taxonomy places the organism in Eukaryota, Metazoa, Echinodermata, Asteroidea, Valvatida, Acanthasteridae.